UGUGUGUGUGUGUGUGUGUGUGUGUGUGUGUUUCUCCAUGUUGAGUGCAGGGUUUGGGUUGAGGGGGGCGGGGGGUCUCCACCUGCUGCCACCUGUUCAUCUCCUCCGUCUUAUAAAAGCUGCUGCCCUCCAGGGUCUCGGACCACAAACACCUUGAACUCUUCAGGCUCACUUUCUGGAAACACUCAUCAAAACCAGGACCUUCGCAGCGAGGAACCCCUCUGGAACUUUCCGAGCCGAGACWCUGGGAACGACUCGUUUAUCGGCUCGAUUCAGCCUGGCCAUGAAGUCCUGCCAAAACAGCUGCUCCGACUCCGGAUCCGAGUCCUCGGAGCCGGACUCCAAGACUCCGGAGAAAUACGAAGUGGCCACGAGGCGACGGAUGGCCGCCAACGCCAGGGAGAGGAAGAGGAUGCAGGGUCUGAACACGGCCUUCGACCGGCUACGUAAGGUGGUGCCCCAGUGGGGGCGGGACAAAAARCUGUCCAAGUACGAGACCCUGCAGAUGGCCCUCAGCUACAUCAUGGCCCUGAACCGGAUCCUGACGGACCCCAGGAGGCACGCSGCUCCUCACAGGCAGUGGCUGGACCUGCAGUUUGAGGUUCAGCCCGACUCCUGCCUCCUGAGGUACGACCACCCCACGGGACAGGACUUCGUUCAGUCCACGUUGUCGUACCACUUCGACCCGGUCCACUCGUGAACCGGCACCGUUUGAACAAUCAGUCAUGUUGUAGCACAAUGUGAACCGUCCCCACCGUUCUGGGCAGCAGUAAAUACGUUUGUAUUGCUUUAUUUUUGUAUUUAGCUUUAAAAAGACAAUCGGAGCAGAGUCUGUCGGUUUGUGAUUUUAUUUUUGUAAGAAAAAAAGUAUUUUUCAUAAAAAACUAGUUUAAAGUUGUGAAUGCUGACUCAGCACUAUUGUUUUCCUGUUUAUAGUUUCUGUCACUUUGUGCUCUUUUAAUCACACAAAUACAAAAAUGUUCAGCCUUUUUUUUUUGGAAGAAUGUGUU
Molecule: messenger RNA, 1010 nt
Organism: Austrofundulus limnaeus
Lineage: Eukaryota; Metazoa; Chordata; Actinopteri; Cyprinodontiformes; Rivulidae
Gene: atoh7
Product: atonal bHLH transcription factor 7
Exons: 1
Coding region: 284-700 (138 amino acids)
Biological process (GO): sensory organ development; positive regulation of transcription by RNA polymerase II; axon development
Cellular component (GO): nucleus
Molecular function (GO): E-box binding; DNA-binding transcription factor activity, RNA polymerase II-specific; protein dimerization activity
Source: RefSeq, a predicted model, not a curated record